AUUUUUCGCUGCGGUAUUUUCUCUUACGCGACAUUUUCUCUCUUUUUCAUUUUCUCUAACGGCAGAAAUCAUUAUUUACGCUCACUCUCACAGCCUCACCUCAAAACAUCCUCCUCCGUAACUCUCAAUACUUUCUUCUCCCUUCCUCCGCACUCACCUGCUCUCCGGUCGCCACUCGUCGAUCGUCAAUCACGCUGCGUAAUUCCAUUGUUAGGCCCUUAGAGUUUCAACUAGAUCCACUGCUCGCAAACAUGGCGGUGGCAGCUCCAGGACAACUAAAUCUUCACGAAUCCCCUACUUGGGGUUCUAGGAGCGUCGAUUGUUUCGAUAAAUUGGAACAAAUCGGUGAAGGAACUUAUGGACAAGUUUUCAUGGCUAGAGAAAUCGAAACCGGAGAAAUUGUUGCUUUGAAGAAAAUAAGAAUGGACAAUGAAAAAGAAGGGUUUCCAAUCACUGCCAUUCGUGAAAUCAAGAUUCUAAAGAAGCUUCAUCAUGAAAAUGUGAUUAAACUAAAGGAGAUCGUCACUUCCCCUGGUCCUGAGAAAGACGAACAAGGGAGGCCAGAUGGUAAUAAAUAUAAAGGAGGGAUCUACAUGGUCUUUGAUUAUAUGGAUCACGAUUUAACUGGUCUUGCUGAUCGUCCUGGGAUGAGGUUCACUGUUCCCCAGAUCAAGUGCUACAUGAGACAGCUGUUGACAGGUCUUCAUUAUUGUCAUGUAAAUCAAGUACUGCAUCGUGAUAUUAAAGGUUCAAAUCUUCUCAUAGACAAUCAAGGGAUGCUAAAGCUUGCAGAUUUUGGUCUUGCUCGCUCCUUCUCAAAUGAUCAUAAUGGGAAUCUCACUAAUCGUGUCAUUACCUUGUGGUAUAGACCUCCUGAAUUGUUGCUUGGUAGCACAAAGUAUGGUCCUGCUGUUGACAUGUGGUCAGUUGGAUGUAUCUUUGCGGAGCUUCUCCAUGGGAAACCGGUAUUUCCUGGCAAAGAUGAGCCAGAGCAAAUAAAUAAGAUCUUUGAGCUUUGUGGAGCUCCAGAUGAGGCCAAUUGGCCAGGGGUUACAAAACUUCCUUGGUAUGCCAAUUUGAAACCGAACAGGCCAAUGAAAAGACGAUUACGAGAGUACUUUAGACACUUUGAUCGUCAUGCUUUAGAGUUGUUGGAGAGGAUGCUGACUCUUGAUCCAGCACAGAGGAUCUCCGCUAAGGAUGCGCUUGAUGCGGAGUAUUUUUGGACUGAUCCUUUGCCAUGUGAUCCUAAGAGUUUGCCCACAUACGAAGCAUCACACGAGUACCAAACAAAGAAAAAACGCCAGCAGCAAAGGCAGCAGCAUGAAGAAGCAGCAAAACGCCAAAAGCUCCAGCAUCCUGGAGCACAUGCUCGUCUUCCACCUAUUCAGCACUCUGGUCAAUCACAUGGCCAGAUGCGGCCUGGACCAAACCAGCCCAUGCAUGGCUCGCAAUCUUCUAUUCCUGCAGGUCCCGGCCAUCAUUAUGGCAAGGCUCGAGGACCCUCUUCUGGAGGUCCCAACAGAUAUUCCCAGAGUGGAAAUCCCAGUGGGGGAUAUAAUCACCCCAACCGUGCAAAUCAAGGUGGUGGAGGAGGCUAUGGCAAUGCCCCAUACUCACAGCAAGGUCGUGGCUAUGGUUCGAGUGGCCCACGUGGUGGUGGGGGCAGUGGUUAUGGUGGAGGUGCACCUAAUUAUCAACAAGGUGGACCAUAUGGUGGUUCAGGUAGUGGUCGGGGAUCCAAUAUGAAUCGUAAUCAGCAGCAUGGUUGGCAGCAAUAAUACUGCUACACCAAUUCAACAUUUAUUUAGUAGGGAAAUUGGUAUCUUGUACAGUUGCAUGGCAUAUGUUAAAUUAUUUGAUUUUGCAGAUAACCUGACACUAGUUUUUAGUGAAGUUUACAAGCUUCAUGGUCCAUCUUUGUAGUUUGUUUUGUUAUAUUCUGAUUUUGAUUCAUUUUCUAUUUUGAUUGUCUCUUUUAAUUUCAUUCAUACUUGAGAAACCUACAAGUUAAGUUUUAAAAAUAAACAUUUUAUAGAUAUCUCUUUUAAUUUUAUCCUUUUAAUUUGCCU
Messenger RNA from Amaranthus tricolor (Joseph's coat), 2072 nucleotides. Its product is annotated as cyclin-dependent kinase C-2-like. Gene Ontology annotation, biological process: protein phosphorylation; positive regulation of transcription elongation by RNA polymerase II. Gene Ontology annotation, molecular function: RNA polymerase II CTD heptapeptide repeat kinase activity; cyclin-dependent protein serine/threonine kinase activity; ATP binding. The transcript has 13 exons. Gene Ontology annotation, cellular component: cyclin-dependent protein kinase holoenzyme complex; nucleus. The record is from RefSeq and is a predicted model, not a curated record. NCBI's taxonomy places the organism in Eukaryota, Viridiplantae, Streptophyta, Magnoliopsida, Caryophyllales, Amaranthaceae. Bases 252 to 1781 code for a protein of 509 amino acids.